AUGGGUGAAAAUUGGAUGGUUCAUGAUUUUGUGGUAGAACAUAACCAUAUGUUACACACACAAGAAACAACUCAUAUGUUGUCAUCUCAACGAAAAGUUUCAGAAAUUCACUGCCAACAAAUUGAUCUAGCGGAUGACGCCGAUCUUCAACAAAGGAGUUCAUUUGAUUUGAUGAGUAAAGAAGUGGGUGGCAGAACCAACUUGGGAUUUACACGCCUUGAUCAAAAGAAUUAUCUAAAAAAAAGAAGGCAAAACAGUUUAGUAAAUGGGGAAGCCGGGUAUCUAUUGCAAUACUUUCAAAAAAUGUCGCUUGAUAGUCCUUCUUUUUAUCAUGCUUAUCAAAUGGAUGUGGAAGAUCAAAUUACUAAUGUAUUUUGGGCAGAUGCGAGAAUGCUCUUUGAUUAUGGAUAUUUUGGUGAUGUGGUUUCUCUUGAUUCAACAUAUUGCACAAAUAGUUCAUAUAGACCACUAGCAGUGUUCUCGGGAUUUAACCACCAUCGAAAAGCGGUGAUCUUUGGGGCUGCAUUAUUGUACGACGAAACUGCAGAGUCGUACAAGUGGCUUUUUGAGACGUUUCUAGAGGCACAUAAGCAAAAAACGCCUCAAACAAUUUUUACUGAUCAAGAUCAAGCAAUGGCAAAAGCACUUGUCCAGGUAAUGCCAGGAGCUUACCAUGGCCUGUGUACAUGGCACUUGAUGCAAAAUUGUAUCAAGCACUUAAGUCAUUUAAUGAAAGGUGAAUCUCAUUUUCUUAGUGACUUUAAGAAGUGCAUGUAUGGGUAUGAUGAUGAAAAACAAUUUGAAGAAAGUUGGAGAACCCUCCUUGUACACUACAAUGGUGACGAAGAGCCAUGGUUGAGGAGAGCAUACAGUUUGAAGAAGAAAUGGGCAUCUUGUUACAAGUGUAAAUUCAAGAAAUAG
Messenger RNA from Trifolium pratense (red clover), 921 nucleotides. RefSeq names its product protein FAR1-RELATED SEQUENCE 5-like. The record is from RefSeq and is a predicted model, not a curated record. The transcript has a single exon. The coding region runs from base 1 to 921 and encodes 306 amino acids. NCBI's taxonomy places the organism in Eukaryota, Viridiplantae, Streptophyta, Magnoliopsida, Fabales, Fabaceae.